UGUCAUCGCAAUUCGCAUAGAUAUUAAGGAUUAUAUACUUUUCUUUUUCUGUAUUAAAAAAUAAAAAUGAAAUUUCUAUAUUAGGAUUAGGAAUAUUUUUUACUAUUAAAAGUUAUGGGCCAUAAAAGAGCCCACCGAUCCAAAAUAAGUCAAUGCGGCCCAAAUUUCUCAGCUCAUUAAAAUUAGGGUUUCAGAAGUCAGCUUUAUCGAGACGAGCUACCCGUUUCCCAUUCUCAUUUCGACUCUCCCUCCUCCGCAUCUCCGCCGCCCUCCUCUAGCUGAGAAAGGUCAACAAUGGCGAAAUCGAAGAAUCACACAGCGCACAACCAGUCGCACAAGGCUCACCGUAAUGGAAUCAAGAAGCCGAAGCGACAGCGUAACAGCUCCACCAAAGGGAUGGACCCCAAGUUCUUGAGGAACCAGAGGUACGCCAGGAAGCACAUGAAGCAGAGCGGCGAUGCUGAAAGCGAAGAGUAGAUUUUUAUUUCGUAUUUGGGCAAAAAAAAAUUAUGUUUUUGUUAUUCUAUACAGUGUUUUGAGACUCUCCAAUGAUGUUCGCUUUGAUUUUGAGCUGAAUUCAGUACUGUUAUUGUUAUGUUAUCCAUCUUAUUUUGAGAUUAUUUUA
Molecule: messenger RNA, 625 nt
Organism: Salvia miltiorrhiza (redroot sage)
Lineage: Eukaryota; Viridiplantae; Streptophyta; Magnoliopsida; Lamiales; Lamiaceae
Product: 60S ribosomal protein L29-1-like
Exons: 3
Coding region: 295-477 (60 amino acids)
Biological process (GO): cytoplasmic translation
Cellular component (GO): cytosolic large ribosomal subunit; ribosome
Molecular function (GO): structural constituent of ribosome
Source: RefSeq, a predicted model, not a curated record